Phoenix dactylifera (date palm) is the source of this 1089-nucleotide messenger RNA. Its product is annotated as ethylene-responsive transcription factor FZP-like. Gene Ontology annotation, molecular function: DNA-binding transcription factor activity; DNA binding. Gene Ontology annotation, biological process: regulation of DNA-templated transcription. The record is from RefSeq and is a predicted model, not a curated record. Lineage: Eukaryota; Viridiplantae; Streptophyta; Magnoliopsida; Arecales; Arecaceae.
AUGUCUUCCUCAAAGUCCUUGGACACCACAGCACAGAAAGCUCAAGGCCACAGCACACCCCUGAUGGGCUUCUGCCAAGCUAAAACAUCACAUUCACCAUUCUCUUCAUCACCAUCAACAUCAUCUCCAACCCCAGCCACCUCACCUACCGAGAGGAGAGGGAGGAGAAAGCCCACAGAGCCGGGGAGGUUCCUUGGUGUGAGGAGAAGGCCUUGGGGGAGAUAUGCUGCUGAGAUAAGGGACCCUACAACCAAGGAAAGGCAUUGGCUUGGGACCUUCGACACAGCCCAAGAGGCUGCCCUGGCCUAUGACAGGGCUGCCCUCUCCAUGAAAGGCACCCAAGCCAGGACCAACUUCAUCUAUACAGACACCCCCAUCUCCACUUUCCAUUCCCUCCUCACUCCUUUCCACUCCCAAAGCUUCAUCCCACCACCAAUGCCACCACCUCCAACCCAACCACACCACCUCCUUGUCCCUACAUCCAUGCAAACUACCAAUCAGAGUAUUCCAAGUGAGUGCCCCAUGAGCCACCACUUCGCCUUCCAAUCCGGUGGCAACACUAGCACCAUGCCCACCUCCAAUUCAUCGAUGGAGACCGACAUUGCUAAUGACUUCCUAUUCUCCGAUGACAGCCGGUCCGGUUACUUGAGCAGUAUAAUCCCUGAGAGCUGCCUCAGGUCCUCGCCAAAACACUCUUCUCCAAGCCAGGAUAUCAGCAGCUCAUGUGAGUUGAAUGCCCAAAUCCUCUCCCCUCCUAGCCAAGUUCAGAGUCAUGGCUCCAACAGUGCCUCCUCUUCUUAUUCUGCAACAAAUGGGGCUCUUUUUGAUGCCUACAGUGGUGGAAUGGGUGCAAUGACCUCAGUGGACUUCCCUUGCCUCACCGAAAUGAACGGUGGGUUCUGGUUGGAUGAGCCACUGUGGGAACUUAGUGCAUGCGAGUUCCCUGCCACCACUAUUAGUAGCAUGGGGGAUCUUAGCUCUUCCUUGAUGCAAGCUCCAGUUUGUGGGUCAUUGCCUCAGGUUUCGGACUCCUCUCCACCAGCUUCCUCACUAACUGAUGUUUUUGAAGUAGGUUACUCACUCUUUUGA